Dromiciops gliroides (monito del monte) is the source of this 2304-nucleotide messenger RNA. It is a transcript of the gene RPAP3, whose product is annotated as RNA polymerase II associated protein 3. Gene Ontology annotation, molecular function: protein binding. The record is from RefSeq and is a predicted model, not a curated record. Lineage: Eukaryota; Metazoa; Chordata; Mammalia; Microbiotheria; Microbiotheriidae.
AUGACUUCAGCAAGCAAAGCAAUUGAGUUACAAUUACAGAUGAAGCAUAAUGCUGAGGGAACUACAGAAUUCGUGAGGGAUUUAGAAAGCUGGGAAAAAGACAUUAAACAAAUGGAUUUGGAAUUGAGAAAUCAAAAUGGUGUUUCAGGAGAGAACUUAUUUCCUGUGCGAAAUAAAAAUUUUAAGAAAAAGAAGAAAAGUAAAGCGAAAAUGCCUUCUAAAAAAACCACAGAAGAAAACAAAAAAAACAGGAUAAAAUCUUAUGAUUAUGAAGCAUGGGGAAAACUUGAUGUGGACACAAUACUUGAAGAGCUUGAUAAAGAAGACAGCACUCAUGAUUCAGUAUCUGCAGAAUCCGAUUCAGAAGAAGAAGGGAUUCGCAUAGAUUCACAAAAGGCUCUUGCUGAGAAAGAAAAGGGAAAUAAAUACUUCAAACAAGGAAAAUAUGAUGAAGCAAUUGAUUGUUACACAAAAGGCAUGGCUGCAGAUCCAUAUAAUCCAGUUUUACCAACAAACAGAGCAUCAGCAUUCUUUAGAAUGAAAAAAUUUGCUGUUGCUGAGUCUGAUUGUAAUUUGGCAGUUGCGUUGAAUAGGAAUUAUACAAAGGCUUAUGUGAGAAGAGGUGCUGCUCGUUUUGCACUCCAGAAGUUAGAGGAUGCCAAAGAAGAUUAUGAAAAAGUAUUAGAACUGGAACCAAAUAACUUUGAAGCAAAAAAUGAACUCAAGAAAAUCAAUCAGGCACUGCUAUCCAAAGAAGGUUCUCACCUAAAGGAAAAUGAGGCAGUGAUCGAAGUAACUGAAGAAGAAAAAAAACAAUUUAAAGAACAGCAGUGUAGGCAACAGGCCAUCCGAGAGAAAGAUUUGGGAAAUGGAUUUUUCAAAGAAGGAAAGUAUGAACUAGCAAUUGAAUGUUAUACUAGAGGUAUAGCAGCAGAUGGCACCAAUGCUCUUCUUCCAGCUAAUAGGGCUAUGGCCUAUCUAAAGAUUCAAAAAUAUGAAGAGGCCGAAAAAGACUGUACACAAGCUAUCCUAUUAGAUGGUUCAUAUUCAAAGGCUUUUGCCAGAAGAGGUACUGCAAGAACAGCUCUGGGAAAAUUAAAUGAAGCCAAAGAAGACUUCACAAUGGUUUUAAAUCUUGAACCAGGAAAUAAGCAAGCGAUAAGUGAACUUUCCAGGAUUAAAAAAGAACUGAUUGAAAAAGGGCUAUGGGCUGAUGUGUUUGAUAAAUCAACUGAAAGGCAAAACUUGGUAAAAUUCAUUGAUAAACCACUUCAACUUAGAUCAAAUAAACCACUGAAGACAGUCGUCAUUGAAGAAAUUGGUAAUUUUGUGCAAAAUAUUGAUUUGCCAGCAACAAAUACCAUUUCCAUGUUAGAGACCAACUGUAUUAAUCCAACAAAUGUUAUGAAGGCUUCAGCUAUUACAAGUAAAAAGAAUUCAAGCCAAGAUGAGCUUUUGCCCACAAGUGAUACUCCAAAAGCAAAAGUAUCAAAAAUAGAAGAAAUCACAGAUACUCCAGUCCUGCAACCUCAUGCCAAUAUAAAAGUGGAUUCAUCAACUGCACAUCAGUCUUUCAGUAGGAAAAAUUCCACUGAAGUAAAAAAAAUACCUGCUCCAUUUAUUACAACUGUUCUUCCACCAGUACCUGCAAAUUCAUUUCAGCUGGAAUCUGAUUUCAGAAAACUGAAAAAUUCUCCAGAUAUGUUAUAUCAGUAUCUAAGGCAAAUUGAGCCUUCCCUAUACCCUAAGCUGUUUCAAAAAUCCUUAGAGCCGGAUGUAUUCAACCAAAUUUUGAAAAUUCUGCAUGAUUUUUACAUCGACAAAGAAAAACCAUCACUUAUCCUGGAAAUUUUACAAAGAUUAUCUGAACUAAAAAGAUUUGAUAUGGCAGUAAUGUUUAUGUCUGAAUCGGAAAAAAAGGUUACAUUUGCAUUAUUUAGUCACAUGGAAAACUCGGGAUUGAAGGACAGUUCUCUUGAAGCACUCAAGAAAAGAUACAAUAGUUGAUUAUUUUUAUGAAAUUAUUGUCCUUUUGUUUUCAUAAGUAAAAUUUUGUUUUUCCUACUGAAGACAAAGUAUUAUAUAGGUCUGCUUCUAAAGGCUACGAAGUUAUAAAAAAAAGAAUAUUCUUUAGAUAUGUUGGUCAAUUGAAUAGGCUAAUGACUUGCACUAGUGUGAUGUACUUAAAAGUGUGCUAUUUAUAAAUCUUUUUGUGAAAAUAAAAAAGAAAUAACGAAGCAAAUGAGUGUUUUGUUAUAGAAAUAACUUGAAAUAUUAAAUUGAAAUAAAUUGUCCACAUCCUAA